This is a messenger RNA of Anas platyrhynchos (mallard), 4200 nucleotides long. RefSeq names its product homeobox protein HMX1. Gene Ontology annotation, biological process: negative regulation of DNA-templated transcription; regulation of transcription by RNA polymerase II. Gene Ontology annotation, cellular component: nucleus. Gene Ontology annotation, molecular function: DNA-binding transcription factor activity, RNA polymerase II-specific; RNA polymerase II transcription regulatory region sequence-specific DNA binding. NCBI's taxonomy places the organism in Eukaryota, Metazoa, Chordata, Aves, Anseriformes, Anatidae. The record is from RefSeq and is a predicted model, not a curated record.
UUAUUAUUAAUGAUAUUAAUAUAACCGCGGUGCCUGCAGAGCCGAUUGGCUGCGUGAGCUGCCCUCCGAGCCCGCUGCAUCCAAUGGCAAGGCAAAGACGUGAGGUGGCCAAGCCUCCCCCCGGCUGUUCCCCGUGCGCCAGGGCCGGCCCUGCCGCUCCCCCGCGCUCCGGGAUUUGCUCCCUAAUUGACCUAAAUAAGCAGCUCGUGAGUGGCAGCCCCGGGGCGGCGCACGCACACGCGGGCACACACACACACACACACACACACACACACACACAUACACACCCAAACGCACCCGCACAGGCAGAGCCCGGCCCCGGCCCCGCCGAGCUCCGCGCCAGCCAUCGCGCUGCGCGCCCCCGCGGAGAUCCCAUUUGCCUCCGCGCUCCUCCAAUCGCAGGAUCCCCCCCCUCGCCGUGCACGGCGUUUAACUCGCAUGACAUUUUUAUUUCGUUAUUAUCGUUUUCGCGCAGAAUCUGGCGCCUCCGAUGGGUUGUCGGCUUGUUUUUUUUUUUUUUUUUUCUCCUUCCCCGUUCCCUUCCCCUCCUCCCCCUUCCCCCUCCCCUCCUAGCUCGCAGGAAAUGAUGGCAAACCGCGAUCUGAAAUGAUUACUCCGGAAAAAAAACCUUUUAUACCAGGAGAGCAUCCACGGGGCUAAGCAGAGGCAGGAGGCGGCGGCGGGGCAGCGGGGAGCCGAGGAGCCAGCCUCCCGCGGAGCCGGGGACACCCCCCCCCGUCCCCGUCCCCGUCCCCUUCCCCGUCCCUCCCUCAGCUCCUCUCCGACGAUGCCGGACGAAGCGACGGAAAACUCGGGCUCCACCUCCGCCCGCGUCUCGUCCUUCUUCAUCGAGGACCUGCUGGGCACCGAGGGCGCUGCGGGCGGCGGGGCGAGGAGGGCGACUGCGGGCGGAGGUGGCCGUGGGGCUCCGCGCUCCCCGCUGCGCCUCGGAGCCUCGGGCUGCCCGCUCCGCGACGCCGCCGUCGGCUGGUACCGCCGGGCGCACGCCGCCUUCCUGGGCUGCGCCAGCCCCGACACCAGCGACCGGGACUCGCCCGAGCUGCCCGAGGAGCCGGCGGAGCCGGCGGGUGGCGGCGGCGGGCGGGCGGCGGCGGUGCGGGGCCCCUCGGGAGGGCGACCGGGCCCCGGAGGCCGUGAGGAAGAGGAGGAGCGAGGCGAGGAGCCGGGCGAGCCUGAGCAGCGAGCGGCCGGCCGCAAGAAGAAGACGCGCACAGUGUUCAGCCGCAGCCAGGUCUUCCAGCUGGAGUCCACCUUCGACGUGAAGCGCUACCUGAGCAGCUCGGAGAGGGCCGGGCUGGCAGCCUCGCUGCACCUCACCGAGACCCAGGUGAAGAUCUGGUUCCAGAACCGGCGCAACAAGUGGAAGAGGCAGCUGGCCGCCGACCUGGAGGCGGCCAACCUCUCCCACGCCGCCCAAAGGAUAGUGCGGGUCCCCAUUUUAUACCACGAGAACUCGCCGGCCAGCGCCUUGGGUUUCACCCUGCCCCACAUGUCGCCCCCCUUGGUGGGCUUCUCCAGCGGCGUCAGCUACCCCCUGGGCACCUUCCCCGCCGCCUCCCUCCCCUUCCUACGGUCGCAGAUGACAGGACUCGUUUGAGCGCCCACCUGUGCCAGGACCGCGGCCCCUUCGCCCCAGCCUCCGGCUUCCAGCUCCACCCCCCACCCCCGUAUCAUCCCCAGACUUUUUUCUUUCCACUUCCACGUUUCUCGAUUUACCGCUUUGGGACUUUUUUUUUUUUUUUUUUUUUUUUUAACGUGCAAUAAACUCACCGCUGGGGUUAACUCGGAACGACGCGCGGCCGCCGGACACAACCGAGGGGACACCGGGGAUCCCCGGCCAUGAGCCGGGAGCCACUCGGCGGGGCCCCCCCGCGCCAAGCAUCCAAAGAAAACUCGGACUCGGCCCCGGGGGGACACAGACCGGCGUUUUUCGGGGGGGCAGCAGCCCCCUAAUUCUCCCCCCCCCCCCGAGCGUCAGACGAAUGUACGGAACUGCCAGGGCCGGGGGCUCUUCCCGGCCCCGCGGUCCCCACCCCAAAAGACGGCGAAGCCUCGGGGCCCCCACCGCGGCCACGGGACCCUCAGCAGCUUCUCCAGGGCCCUUUGUUUUAGCCACUUAAUUCCUACAGACACCCAACCCUCCCCAACCCUCCCCAACCCUCCCCCCCCCUCCUCCCAAUUGUUACUCUAAUUUUCAUACGAUCAAUACCCAAGCAUGUGUUGGUGCCUCCCCUGGUCCUUCUCGGUGCAGCCUUUUUGAUUUCCAACAACUUGAAGGCAAAUUACUCGAGUGAAUUCGCCCCACUGAAGUCAGAGCUGUGAGGAUUUGGUUUCUUUAUUUCCAUUUUAUUUCCCCGAUAAACUAUCCGCUAAAAAUACGCGGUGGAAAAAAUAUUAAUAAUAAUAAGUGAACAUUACUGUGUUUUAUUAGCUGGAUUUGACUCUUAUUUGGGUCUCCUGAGAAGGCUGAGGAAAAUGCACCUCAGCUUUUUCCGUCUCUUAGGGGGUCGGUUUGUAAUCGAUUAACAGUUCGCACUGGCAGUUUAAAACAGAGAAAAAUAAUCAGAUGGCGACAGACUGGGGAGUUGUACGGCUAGUUAUGCAAGCUAAACUGUAAUGUGAUAUUAUAUGAAGUAUUAUGCAUGCCGAGCUAUUUUUCCUUUAAUAACUGUUUUUGUUUCUCACUCUCUACUCACUGCUAAAAUUAACAUCGGGUUAUUGUUUCCAAAGGUUUGAUUUUUUUUUUCUUAAUAUUAAGGGGAAAAUGACUUUAUAAAACUCAGCCUUGAGCUCAGACAAGGUCAAGCUUUGAUCCUACGUUUUAGGGCAUAAUCAGGUGUAAUUUAACUGACCAGCUCGCAACACUCGGUGUCCCCGUGGCAAAAAACGGGUCCAUGGGUCUGUUGGGGUACGUGCAUGCAGACCGGUCCCGGUGAAGGAAGAAAGAUCUAAUUCUUACUGUUUCCUACACUUUACGUUAUGUUCGGAGCGGUCUCACGCUUUCGUGCUAUGAAAUCGAUCGGCGAGAUGCGGCGAAGCUUCAGCUUUGGUACGAAACCCAAGAAGAAGGCUCAGGGGCGGAUUACAACCUCUCCACUGCUUUUUUUUUUUUUUUUUUUUUUUUCCCUCUCUUUGGCCUGAAACACGGCUCUGGGCAUCAUGCACAAUUGAAGUCAGGACGCUGAAAACUUCAAAACCACUCGAGAAGUAAAAUAAUAAUAGUAAUAGAUGCGUAUUGUGGGUUCCUGAGGAAAGCGUUAACUUGCCGGUAUGCUCGUUUCGACUCGAGCCUCGGGUUUGGGAGCUUUUUUUUUUUUUUUUUUUUCCACUGCUCUGAAAUUUCUCUUCUCGCUCCGGGAGGGCUUUUCCAGCUGUUUGCUUGGCGUAGCCGGGAAACUCCCGUUUUUUGGGGAGAAAACUUCUGUUGAUCUGAUCCAGGAAAGGGGAAGGGGGAUAGGGAACGGUGGGGUGGGGGUCCCGAAGCCCCCGGUGGGACUCGGGGGGAUUUCAGCCUUUUAAUGAGCAGAGGGGGCGGCUUUGGGCGACGUCGCUUCCUCUGGGCUCACCGCUUGGCUUGGUACCGUUCAGAGCCUGACUAUGCCUGGAGGAAAACAGCCAGAGCCUUUCCCCAUCCUAUCCAGCUCCCCAGCUCUCCCAGCGUUACCUGCUGGAGCAAAAUCCUGACUCCCUACGGUCAUAUCAGAGUAGAUUGUAAUCCAACGGGAAACUGAACAUGCCUGCCACUCUCCACAUGCCUUUUCUUUGGAGUAACAUAUGAGAUUAUUAUACUUCUGAUUCUACUAAAUAUUAUUUUCUUGAAGUUAAGGAACUGGCAGGGCUAAAUGAUCAAUCGGAUUUUUAAAAUGUGUUUUGACAUUAGUUUGUUUGUUUUUUAAAGACGUGCUAAUUAUAUCAAUAAACAGAUUUUUUUUUCAUACACUGUAUUUGUAACUUAUGACCAUAGUAAAAUAUUAAAAGGUGCAAGAUGUGAGUUCUUCUAAGAAAAAAAUGCUUACGUAUGCCUUAUUCUGUACCUGCAGGAAGUGCUUUAUUAAAAAUAUGUACUGAAAGUAGGAACAUAAACACCUCAGGUUUCUUUACCUAGUCGAUUUUUAACGACUCUUUUCAUUGUACCUGAUGGCAAGAAAAUUGCAGGAUCUACAGAAACAGCUAGCAGAA